UAAAUAUUCUCAGUCCUCUUCACUCUCCUUGCCGUCUAAUUUAUGAAAUCAAUCUCUCUCUUUUGGAAAAAUCUAGAAACGGUGGAAAAUGAAACGGCAGAGGGACGAGGAAAAUGCCAUUGUGAGAGGUGGAGAAUCUGAAGGGAGGAUAGCGGCAAUGGCGACGGCCGUGCCUCAGAAGAAAAACAAGAGCGCUGUGGAGAUCAGCAAGGUGGACGGGAAGGAAGAGACGGACUCAUCAUCAAUGAAGAAGGAGAAUGUGAAGUGGUGGGAGGAGUGUUGGCCAUGGAUGAACGGCAUGGCGGAUGAGCAAAUGUGGUGGGGGUACGUGUGGUCACCGUUUUGGGAUUUUGAUUUUGUUGACAAGGCGUAUGAUAAUCCUCAUCAACUUGGUGAUAUCGUUUGGGAUGAUGAUAUCUGGAACUUGAAGCGUACCAUUCUCAAAUAAGCUGGUUCCAUGGCUAGCCUUUAGAAAUAUGGUAAGUAGAAGAAAGAGAAAGAGAAAGAGAGUUAAUGAAACCCGUUUGCCCGUUUGUACUAAGUGUAAAAUGUUCAAAAGGAGUAAUGCAUGUUUAAUACAUCAUGAGUUAUGUC
Messenger RNA from Rubroshorea leprosula, 594 nucleotides. NCBI's taxonomy places the organism in Eukaryota, Viridiplantae, Streptophyta, Magnoliopsida, Malvales, Dipterocarpaceae. The record is from the annotation of a GenBank genome assembly.